CCUGUCAGAAGAAAAUGGUGACAGUUGGUCCGACAUCAAAAAGAAAAAGUGACCCCGUAUUUUGUCAUAAUUUUAUCAAUUUCCCCGUAAAGUUUCACGUUCAAAAGACAAUUUUAAUCGAGGACUAACUAAAGCCUUGAUGCGGUACAGAAUCUGAAAAAGAUUAAUUCGUAUCAGGCGGCAGUACGUGGAGAAAGUACCGGCAACAACAUGUCGGACGAGGCAUACCCAAAGACACUGUAUGUAGGCAAUCUGGACAUAAGCGUAUCGGAGGACCUGUUGUGCACGUUAUUUUCACAAAUAGGACCGGUAAAGGGAUGCAAAAUCAUCAGGGAACCGGGAAACGAUCCGUACGCGUUCGUCGAGUUCACCAACCAUCAGGCGGCGUCCACGGCCCUAAUCGCGAUGAAUAAACGCGUGUUUUUAGAAAAGGAAAUGAAAGUUAAUUGGGCCACCAGCCCCGGAAAUCAACCGAAAACGGACACGUCGAACCAUCAUCACAUAUUCGUGGGCGACCUGAGCCCCGAAAUCGAGACUGAAACGCUCAGGGAAGCAUUCGCGCCCUUCGGCGAAAUAUCGAACUGCAGGAUCGUCAGGGACCCGCAAACUUUGAAAUCAAAAGGGUACGCCUUCGUAUCAUUUGUUAAAAAGGCCGAGGCUGAGAAUGCCAUACAAGCAAUGAAUGGACAAUGGUUAGGAUCAAGGUCUAUCCGCACCAACUGGUCCACAAGGAAACCCCCACCUCCCAGGCAAGAGAAACCCACAUACAACAAAAAACAAAUAACAUUUGAUGAUGUUUAUAAUCAAACUUCACCAACAAACACUACAGUUUACUGUGGGGGCUUUGCCAGUGGCUUAACCGAGGACUUAGUGACGAAAACCUUCUCCAGAUUCGGAGCCAUCCAAGACAUUAGAGUAUUCAAAGACAAAGGUUACGCCUUUAUCAAGUUUGUCACAAAAGAAAGUGCCACUCAUGCAAUCGAAAGUAUCCAUAACACAGACAUCAACGGGCACACAGUGAAAUGUUUCUGGGGCAAAGAAAAUGGAGGUCUGGGGUCAGAUGUUAAUGCCAUGAAUGCCACUGGGGCCGCAGUAUCUCAAGCUCCACAGUAUUCUUAUGGUUAUGGUACCCAGUACUGGUAUCCGCAGGGAAGCAACUAUGGGACUCCUGGUUAUAUGCAGUAUCCUUACCAGCAAGGGGGUUAUCAGUAUCCGGGAGGUCAGCAGUAUUGCAUGGUGCCUCCACAGGGACAAUAUCCGGGACAGGGAGGUGGUGGUGGUGGUGGUGGACAACAAGGUGGUGUUAAUAUGGUGUACAAAUAUCCUUCUCAGUGAAAGGCAUCGGACAUUUUAGGCUUACUAAUCACCGAUUUUGGCACGUUAGUAAGAUGAUGCCUUAAAAGUUUUCUUUCUUUUUUUUUUCCUUUUUUUUUGUUUUUUAAUUUCAAAAGGUUUUUUACUGAAAAGUAAAAAGGCUUUUCAUAAUUUUGACAAGUAUAUACGUUCGAUUAUAUAGUUGACAAAUUAGUAAGUAAAUAAUAAUUAUAGUUUAAAAUUCCAUAAUAUGGUAUAACUGUAGUUUUGUAAAUAAAUUCUUAAGAAGGAUAAACAUGUAACAGUGUUUAAGGUAUGCCGUUAUAGUUAAAGCGAGAGGAAGAUCCAUGGAGUAUUUACACUAAUAAAUCCUAUUUUUUAUUAUAUCGCCAUUUUAUCACCCUUCUGGAUUUUCCCUCUCUAUGGUGUGAUAUGUUUUUUUUUUGAAUCAGUUUUUGGCAUAAGGCUCAGACCAAAAUAAACCAAGAAACUGUCUAUAUAACUAGA
This is a messenger RNA of Anthonomus grandis grandis, 1821 nucleotides long. RefSeq names its product nucleolysin TIAR (gene Rox8). The transcript has a single exon. The coding region runs from base 211 to 1335 and encodes 374 amino acids. Lineage: Eukaryota; Metazoa; Arthropoda; Insecta; Coleoptera; Curculionidae. Gene Ontology annotation, molecular function: mRNA binding. The record is from RefSeq and is a predicted model, not a curated record.